UUUAUCACGUGCUUCAAGAGAGGACGACCGGGGAAGAGGUGGGUCGGCUGCGUGAAGGAGGAUUUUAAGACGGAAGGGAUAAACGAAGCAGGAUACGAUAGAACCACACGUAGAAACUUCAUUCGAAGCAGUGACCCUGUAUACAAGUGGAACACCAGCUGGGAUUAUUACGUGCUUAAAGUAUGCAUGCUGAUGCGCAGUGAGGAGGUGGUGCCUAGUCUGCGCGCGCAUCACCACACCACCACUCACUACCUCCUCGUGUGUGGUGUUGUGUGCUGGCUGAGGGAGGAGGGACUAAGCGAGACUCUUCACACCGACCUUACAAUCUUGACCCUACAUCGUACCCAAGCUCUCACCGGCUCCCUCGAUCCCCCAAGGGUCUUGCUGUGAUGUCUGCCUCCCCCGUGGCUCGUCAGGCGGUGGCUCAGGCCGUGCCGCAGAAUAUACCUCGCAGGGUUACUAUUAAUUCCCCGGCUGAGCUUCCAAAUGACUACAGCACUACCCCUGGAGGCACUCUCUUCUCCACCACGCCAGGAGGCACGAGAAUCAUAUACGAACGAACCUUCCUGAUGCAGAUGCGAAACUCCCCCCUGGCCAAGACCCCACCCAAGAACCUCCCAGUGAUCCCUGGAGUGACUGCAAAGGAUACGGAGGUGGUCCACCGCGAGAAUGGCACCAUUGUGGAGGAACCAGAGAAGCCAGAAGCGACUGACAUGGACCAAUUUGAGAUGGACCUCUAGGCUCCACCUCGUCCCUGGCUCCACCGUUCAUCAUCAGGUCUUGGUGCUCAACACUCCUGGCCGCUGAGAGGCUCCGUGGCCUGGGGUCAUGCCGAUUAUUGAUCCUGUCCUCCGAGUGAUUACUUUAGGCAACAUGCCGACUUAACCCAGUGGCUCAGUUGUAACUCCUGAAUGCCGGAUCUUGCAAGUGCUUGACUGGCACCUUGGUUGUUGUUGUUAGGGGUGGUGAAGGUAAUGGUGGCGGAGUGGUCAGCACUGAAGGGCGGCACUCAUUCAUGACCUUGCAAUGCUUGGUCUUUGCUCAGCGUCCAGCACAAGGCUGUCUGUUCCCUCACUUACUUGUUUCAGAGAGUGUCCGCUGAGCCUGACAGACACACCUGCACUGCCCUUGUAUUGUGGUCUCUGCUUUAUUACUCUUUCUUAAAUAGGUUACUAUGGCAUGACAUUGUAUCACCUUGGAGCUGAUAAGUCCUGAUGGGAGUAUUGGCUGCAGGUGUUGGGAGUCGCUGUGGCAGAUUGACGGAUCCCCUCCUGAUCUCUCCUGUGUGCAGCGAGGCCUGAGUGCUGGGCAGGAAUGGCUCAGGUUGUCUUUUGGAAAAAAGCUGAAAUUACCUUUGAACUUACAAUUUUUGCUAAAGUGCCAAAAAGUAAAUGAAAAUCUUAGCUAUUCAGGGAAGAGUGUGCAUGCGUUUGUGUGUGUGUGUGCCCGUGUGUGCAUGUGUGUGUGUCCUGGAUCAGCUGGAAAAAAUGUAAUGAGUAUAAGAAUGCUUUUGUAAAACUUUGCAAAGCAGUCACCAUCAUUUGACUUGCAUUGGUUGAGCACAGAAGCGGUGAACAGCCGGCCUGAUGAUGGUGGUGAUGGUGUUAACCCAGAGUUGGUCUUAAGAAGUGUUAAUUGAUACAUUGUUAAACAUAGGAAUUAGUUUGUUAGGGCUUAAUGCACAUUUAUGCCUGAUCAUGUCACUCUGGUCAUUGUGAUAACCGAGUGUGUGUGUGUGUGUGUGUGUGUCUGUGUGUUGGAGACGAAUUUUGUAUUUUCCAGAAUUCGCAAAGGCUGGGCGUGUCUUGGCUGUAUUAUUAUGCAAUGAAGGCUUUUUUUAAAGUUUGUAAAUUGGUGUUUCAAAGUUUUCUAUCUCAUUAGGAUUGAUGGCUAGAAACUGAAUGUGACAAAUUCAAGUGGCAUACCGGAAAUGGAAAACUCACGUGAAAAUACAAAGAAAAAAAUUAAAUAAAAAUGUCAAAGGUG
Molecule: messenger RNA, 1986 nt
Organism: Scylla paramamosain (green mud crab)
Lineage: Eukaryota; Metazoa; Arthropoda; Malacostraca; Decapoda; Portunidae
Gene: Thor
Product: eukaryotic translation initiation factor 4E-binding protein 1-like
Exons: 4
Coding region: 390-740 (116 amino acids)
Biological process (GO): negative regulation of translational initiation
Cellular component (GO): cytoplasm
Molecular function (GO): eukaryotic initiation factor 4E binding
Source: RefSeq, a predicted model, not a curated record